UCUAUGGGUGGUGAAGUUCAACUCGCUGAAUGAACUCGUGGACUACCAUCGCACAGCGUCAGUCAGUCGCUUACAAGACGUCAAAUUAAGAGAUGUGGUCCCUGAGGAGAUGUUGGUUCAGGCGUUGUAUGAUUUCACACCGCAAGAGGCCGGGGAGCUCGAGUUUAGGCGCGGCGAUGUCAUCACCGUAACCGACCGCUCCGAUCAGCACUGGUGGCAGGGCGAGAUCGCGCACCGUCGCGGCUUGUUCCCGGCUUCGUACGUGACGGCGUACCAUUCAUAGUGGCAGUGCGUCACUUCUUGCCUCUCUACCGCCGCUGAAUUGUGUUGUGUGCCGCCAUCUUUAUCUUACUUUCCAACCUGUCUCGACUUGCACCUUGAUGCCCUCGAAAGUUUUAUGUGUCGCAAACUUCUAGAGGAAAUGUUAUGUCUUACAAAAUAUGACCAAUCAUUCCCACUUUCCAUAGGCAUGCCUCUGUGACACAAUCUCAUGUAUAAUGUACGACUCAUAACUGAAGGAGAAUUUGGGUCCGGUUUGAAAACGCGUUUGAUAAUAAUUGUGCAAUUAAUUAAUUUUAAAUGUUAUAAAUGGCUGUACAUAUAUUAUGUAUGCCUUAUACAUGCAAAUAGAAAGCGUUAAAUAGAACAUAUCAGGUUUUUAACAUAAAUAAAUAUUGGUUAUUGUAUGAAAUAAUUCUGAUAUGUGUUUGCUAAACACAAAAAGAUAUAUUUGGGAUUGAGUAUGUUUGACCAAACAUCAGAUAGUGAUAAUACAUUUCUGGGAAAGUUGACUUUGCUGUACUAUUUCAAUUCAUAAUAAACGACGUACUUAUACUGUACACACCCUUAGGCUUUUUGUGAGAUGAUGUGAAUCGUACAUUAUAAAUAAAAAGUCCAAACAUUCUUCAGAGCGUCAUCAUCAAGGUUUGUACGGGCGUGGACUCUGAUUUUAUAUGUAAUGUUUUUGACGUGUUUUAUGGUGCUUUUUGUCCUACAGCUAUUUGAUUAUAUGGAUAAUUUUAAGCAAAUCGUUUUGAUUCGCGCAAGCAUAUCAUGCCACAUUGGCCCGUAUGACGCGCGUGGUAAAGCUGAUUUUUGCAACGAUAAAUUAUAUGGAGUACAAAAUUUUCGUGCCGUCGUUUUUCGUGGCUCUGUGACGAAUUUAUUGAAGAAUAUUUCUCAUUUUCAAAUGCAGCGUGACAGUUCGCUGGACGGUGUUAAUUUCGUCCUCAAUUACGUGCCAGAAUUAUUUGUAGAUUAUAACGAGGAAUAUUGUUCUUUGUUUUUUUUUAAACAUAAUAAUGGGAUCAAUUCAGUUGUAAACAAACCUCUGAACUGCCCCGAUGAUUUUACGUUGAUGUGAUUUUUUUUUAUUUUAAUUUUGAACACACGACUGUUAUUUAUCAACAUAUUAGUGUAUAAUGCUCAUUUCCUUUAUAUUUACCAUUUACACAUAAGUUAAGUAAUAGCCUUAAGUUUGUUUCAAUUUAUUUUAUUUUACAUACGAUUGGUAUAUAAAAAUAUAAUCUGGUACCAUAUACGCGUAGGAUGACGAUAUGAAGGGUAAUGUCCCUCCCAAAAGUUUAGCUCUCCUUAGAUUUAGGCAACUGUUGGUUUGUGUUACGCACAAUAUGUAAAGGCCGUAUAUUUUAUAUUAUUAUUAUUAUUAUUCAACAGGCCAACUCUGUAUUGGCUAUGUUUUUUUAUAGAAUGGAUGUACAGCGAGCAAGUUUUAGGACAAUAUUUACAACAAAUUGAAACGCUUUUUACGGCUUUUGAUGUUUUAAAUCGGUUUUGUUACCUGUUUUAACAUUUUACCAAAAUAAUAAGGCGAAAAUUAAAGUUUAAGAAUCUUAUUCAAUGCUCUAACGUAUAAUACGAUUUUAAAAUUAAGACGACAACGUAGUUACUACGGCAACUAAUAUUGUAAUAACAUUUAAUUUCGACGUGAAAUUCAACAUUAUGGUACUCUGGUGCCAUUGUACUUAGUUAGUGUAUAACAUUGUAGCCGAAGAAUUUGAAAUUAAUAAUUUGAGUUCUCGUUGAUCCAAUGUAGAUAUUUAUUUUUGUUAUGGUAAUGUACCCAAAAUUACUAUAUUUAUAGAAUCAUAAAUGCAUGAGACAAUUUUAAUCUUAAUGUUAACUAAUGUACAUGCUGUAAGUCUCUCCCAUGUAAGUUUUAUUUCAUCGCAUCCUAUCAGCAAAGCAUUUAAACUGCCAGAGUAAGUUUGAUCGGAUCACCAGUACGUGUAUUGUGGGGCCUUGGCGGAUUUUGGUACCACCAAAUGUACGCCGGGGUAGUCUUUGUAUUGUGCUUCUCGCUGUAGUGACAAGUAAGCGUAUAAACGCAAGUUUAUAAGAAAUUGGAAGUGCUAUAAUCUAUAAUAAUCAAAUAUUUAAAUAAUUAAGUUAUGAUUCUCCAAUAUUCUGGAAGAUGUAUAAUAUUUUUUACUAAUAAAUUUAAUAUUGU
Parnassius mnemosyne (clouded apollo) is the source of this 2470-nucleotide messenger RNA. The record is from the annotation of a GenBank genome assembly. Lineage: Eukaryota; Metazoa; Arthropoda; Insecta; Lepidoptera; Papilionidae.